Molecule: messenger RNA, 1708 nt
Organism: Durusdinium trenchii
Lineage: Eukaryota; Dinophyceae; Suessiales; Symbiodiniaceae
Source: the annotation of a GenBank genome assembly
GAGAGAGAGAGAGACUUUUCAGACUGCUCCAAUGAACAAUCGUGACGUGGCAAUGGCGUUGCUACACCGCUGCGACAUACCACGUGUAAAUGCGCGUGGUAUGGAUUGGGCGGCCUUCAAUGCAGCUGGUCAUCGAGGGAGUGCAGGUGUGGUGCUGACAGGCUUGUUUGACGCAGAGGAGCUUGAAGAGUGGCGCGAAGGGGAAGUGCUUGCUCGCCACGGGAACGAGACAUUCUAUGCUGACAAUACCAGAGGCAGAUAUGCCCAUCCAAAGCUAGCAGACUAUGUAAAGUCCAAAAGAAAUGACAAGAUGAUAUUUGUUUCUGACACCCUUCGAGGGGCGUUUGGCCGUGCUUGGCGAAGUGCUCGUAAACCUCCUCGAAGAAAAUUGCUAAUAGACUUUGCUGAAAGACCCAUUUUUUCUAUUGGCGUCAGCGGUGGCUCUGUGCCGAGACACGGCAAUCAUCCAGAAACAUGGCAUGCCUUGUUGAGCGGCAUCAAAGCAUGGUGGUUGCCCAAAUUGGCUUCAAAGGCUUCCGCAGCUUUAGCAGCUUCAAGCUUUGAGGGUUGGGAUGACCCUUGUGGAUCAAUUCAGAAAACCAUUGAAGGCCACCAAGUCCCUACUGGCAUAAGCCUUUGUGUGCAGAAUCAGGGUGAAGUUCUUUAUUUUGGUGACAAUGUUGAGCACGCAACGUGCAGUCUCAGUGACUUCAGCUUGGCAGUCGGGGCUCAAGGUCAUACAGAGGCCUGGCCAGAUUUGCUUCGCGCAGCAAAUAGAGGCGACCUUGCAGCUGUCAAAAAAGCAUUGAAGCACAACUUUGCGAAUCCUAAUGCUCCAAGUACGCGAGAGCAGUUGGUUUCGGUAUUUGGCCGUUAUGGCCAUGCACCACUCCACCGGGCAGCUCUCCAUGGUUUUCCAGAGGUUGUGGAACACUUGCUCGCGGCCAGGGCAGAGCCAACACAGCGAGAUGCUGAGGGUUUGACACCAACCUUUUUGGCAGCUUUUAGUGGACAUGUCCAGGUGCUGAGGGCUUUAGCUGGCCAUGUGUCUGUGCCUAAAGAGCAUGAUUCUGAAGGAGCAACCCCACUGCAAUGGGCAGCAACCCAGGGGCAUCUUGAAGUUGCAGGCCUUUUGCUUGAACAUCAAGUUGAUGUCUCAACCACCAAUGAUGCCGGUGGAGGACCAAUGUCAGCGGCGGCUACCACAGGGCAUGUGGACAUGCUAAAGAAGCUUGCUUCUCAUCGAGGUGCCUGAACUCCCCCUGGUUACUAAGCUCGCCUUGUGGAAAGGAUGUCACUUGCCAUUGCUACCAAUUACCAACAAAAGCUCUUACGGGAGCAUUGCGUAGUAAACAUGAUUUAUAACCAUACUCUUUGUUGUGCCCAUCGAGGUGCCAUCCACGAAGUCGAUGUUCGAGGAAUGAUGCCUUUGCACUGGGCCGCCCUCCAUGGCCAUGCUGAGGUCGUACAAACUCUGCUGGAACUGAGAGCUGAGCCUCACGUACCCAACUUGAAUGAACAGAAGCCAGUAGACCUUGCUCAAGAAAGGUCUGUUUUGAAGUUGUUGCAGGAAGGGGGACCAACCCGUCAAUCGAAAAGGUGGAAACACAGCAGGUCAGAGUCUGAGUUGUGACUGUAUGGGAAAACAAAAGCACUUCUGUCCGCUGGACUACCACUGCUGCUGCUUCUCCAUUAUAGCAUUUUGAAG